Messenger RNA from Babesia ovata, 675 nucleotides. RefSeq names its product acetylornithine deacetylase or succinyl-diaminopimelate desuccinylase, putative. The coding region runs from base 1 to 675 and encodes 224 amino acids. The record is from RefSeq and is a predicted model, not a curated record. The transcript has 2 exons. NCBI's taxonomy places the organism in Eukaryota, Apicomplexa, Aconoidasida, Piroplasmida, Babesiidae.
AUGGACUCUAUCGAGUUGAUGUUGGAUGAUCAGAAAUACGUCACCAACACGUUACCCUACCACAUCUAUAUGAUUUGUGUAUUAGGAAGAGCUGGGCAUCGCAGCACUGUGACAUUCAUGGAGCGUUCGUUAAGAAAUCCGAUUACGCUCCUAUCUCCAUCGUCGGCAUGCCAGUUGCUGUUUGCCAUAUCUCUCAUCAUUAGGGAAAGCGGUGAGCAAGUGGCGGAGGAUCAUUUGGGCAGCCUUUUACGGCACAUGAACUCCUGUUACAAAAGACUAUCGCUUAGCCAGCAGGAGGAGUUGCAUGAGGCUCUGCUCGUUGCGCAAAAGUAUGAAGAACUACCCGACGGACUUUCUCAUUUCGUUGCGUCUAAGAUUCCGUCGCGGCUGCCGACUAUGUGCAGAGGAGAAACCGAUCUGCAGUUAGACGCCAUAGAAGGUGUUAGCUACGUGUUUAUCGACCAACAAGACGUUUCACGCACAGCGCUUGUAUGUGUCGGGGAGUCGGAGGCUCUAACCGUGCUGGACGGUGUACCGUCGGUGUCUGUGAGUCCACGCGCGCAACAAUACUUCCGCACACUGGAGUUGCUCUUUUCAAAGAAGCAUUCACAUGGAUGUGUACCGUCGAUUGCCUACAAUGUGUCGACAAAUCUCUCACACAAGCUGGUGUUUUAA